AUGACAAUCACCAACCCCCCAACAUGGCUCUACAAAUUGGAUGAACAGUUAAACGUGGACGUUGACUGCAUGGAUCCCGCAUUCACCCUGAGUCUCUUUCCAUUCGUUCCCCAUGACAUGACCAGUAACCAGAUUUUGGUGCACGACCAGCUAUGCUAUCCCAGAAAUGAUGAUCUAUUGCGAAAGGUCGUCAAGGAGUGCAAGCAAGAUGGGUGGCUGGCUGUCUACACUCGGAUGUCAGUUCUCAUGUGCCAGGCAAAUAUCGGAAACAUAAAUGGCCGAGUCCUGCUUCAAACGCUCCCUUCAUAUUCCUACGACACCGAGAAGACCCUGGAGCAUGGACGUGCAUACAUUCGUGAAUUCGAAAGAGCCGGCAUCUCAAAAGACCGGUUCUGUUUGAAGAUUCCGUGCACCGGCCCAGGAUUGGCAGCAUGUGCUAUACUUGAGAACGAAGGAAUUCGUACCCUCGGAACAGCCGUGUUUAGCGUCCAUCAAGCAAUUGCUGCGAGUCAGGCGGGUUGUUUGUACAUCAGCCCUUAUUACAAUGAGCUUCGUGCGCAUGUGGAUCCGAACUUCUGGCCUGAAUCAGAAGACCCAGCGUUACUACAUCCGAUGUCAUCACGGCUGAUUCAAAUUCUCAAGGUCUAUCACACAUUGUAUAAGGAGACAGGCAAGGAGCAGCCAUUGGUGAAACUCGCAAGUUUUCUAUCUCCGGCGGAAGCAAUGGCAGCUGGCGAGCUUGGGUGUCAAUCCGCCACGAUCUCCCAUCAGGUCCUCGCUCAGAUGGCAAAUUAUCCCUAUGAGCGUUCCAAACAACCAGGGCAGGGAGAGCCGAAGCUGCAACAUCCGUAUAAGAGGGCAUCGUUGACUCCGCAGCGCCUCUACCCAAUAGCCGAUCUAGACACGCUUGCCAGUCCUCACUGGGAUGGCAAACUGCCAAGCACAGACUUGGACUAUUUGGUCGAUGGAGGAGCUAAGAUAGACAAGGCCAACAAUGCAGACGAUACCACUAGAAAGCGACUUUCUGAAGCAUUGGAUAGUUUCGUUGCUGCGGAAAAGAGAAGUCAGGCAAAAAUUGAAAGUGCCAUGGCUUCUAUUCAAUGCUAG
Messenger RNA from Aspergillus steynii IBT 23096, 1107 nucleotides. Its product is annotated as aldolase. The coding region runs from base 1 to 1107 and encodes 368 amino acids. Gene Ontology annotation, molecular function: transaldolase activity. Gene Ontology annotation, cellular component: intracellular anatomical structure. The record is from RefSeq and is a predicted model, not a curated record. Gene Ontology annotation, biological process: carbohydrate metabolic process; pentose-phosphate shunt, non-oxidative branch. The transcript has 5 exons. NCBI's taxonomy places the organism in Eukaryota, Fungi, Ascomycota, Eurotiomycetes, Eurotiales, Aspergillaceae.